Molecule: messenger RNA, 534 nt
Organism: Naegleria fowleri
Lineage: Eukaryota; Heterolobosea; Eutetramitea; Acrasida; Naegleriidae
Exons: 2
Coding region: 1-534 (177 amino acids)
Biological process (GO): maintenance of protein location in nucleus; positive regulation of tyrosine phosphorylation of STAT protein
Cellular component (GO): mitochondrial intermembrane space
Source: RefSeq, a predicted model, not a curated record
AUGAACGAGCUGACUCAUGACGAUGAUUGUGUUGUAUCGAAACCUGUGGAUGAGGAACAAAUGUACUUUGAUACAAUCAUUGGAGCUCUUGAAGAAACAAUGAUGGAGGAGAAUUUUUCGAAAAUGAUCGACAAAUUUGCAGAGAAAAACUGCAAAAUAUUCGAAGAGGGAGAUGAAAACAAGUUGGAAUAUACAACACUCUUUUCAGAGUAUCAAACGAUGAUUGAACAUUAUUUAGAGAGAUCACUAACGGAAAAAAUUAAGAAUUUCGAAAUGAGCAGAUUUAUGAGAGUUAUAGAGAAAGUGGAACAGCAAAAGAAGGAUCAAGCUAACAGCAAAGAACAAGAAGAGAGCAACGACGAUGAUUGGGAAGAUAUUGAGGAAGGUGACAUGUCUGGUGAUGUGUUCGAAAUGCUCUUGUCCUUUACAGACUUUAUGGAAUUUAAAGAGCUCAUGGUUUCAUACAAAAAGAAGGAAUAUUUCAAUGACAAAUUUUCUGGGCUGUUGGUUGUGUCCAAUGGUUCGCGCAAGUAA